CUGGAAGGUGGCGGUAAUGCACCUAUAAGUUGUUUGCCAACCGCCAUAAAAAGUAGGAAAAGGAAGCCUGCGUCAUCCGUUGACGGAGCCAGGAGGAACCGAGCAGAAGAACCGUAGAAAAAUGGCGUUCACAUUCGCGGCCUUUUGUUACAUGCUCGCUCUACUGCUCACGGCGGCGCUUAUCUUUUUUGCUAUCUGGCAUAUAAUUGCAUUUGAUGAACUGAAGACUGACUACAAGAAUCCUAUAGAUCAAUGUAACACUUUAAAUCCGACAAUUGAAAAGGUCAAAAAGAUUAAGAGAGUCAAAAUUGCAAUAAAGCUGGUGCUGCCAGAGUAUCUCAUCCAUUUCUUCUUCUGCGUGAUGUUUCUGUGCGCGGCCGAGUGGCUCACCCUCUUCCUCAACUUGCCGCUGCUGGCUUAUCACGUCUGGCGAUAUACGAGCAGACCSGUGAUGAGCUGUCCAGGACUCUAUGACCCGACUACCAUCAUGAAUGCCGACAUCCUGGCCUAUUGUCAAAAAGAAGGCUGGUGCAAACUGGCUUUCUACCUCCUCUCAUUCUUCUACUAUCUCUACGGAAUGAUCUAUGUUCUGGUGAGCUCCUAAAGACGUGGMGGGAAACGGACCGGGCUGUACAGUAGAUGACCAGACACUAUGAUCAAAGUGCUGGAACACUGGACCUGCUGGAGACAAUUGAUGAGCAACACGAGCCGUUAUUUCAAGUGGAUGAGCCCCCCCGACAAACACACUCACACACACACAGUACAGAGAGUCAUUCUGGAAACUUCUAACCUCUAUAAAGACUAUCUUGGUCGCAGCGUUUCCGUCAAAGCAAAACAACUUAAAAAAAAAUUAUCUGGAAAUACGGACAAACUUCAAUGGACAAGUUGAUCUUUUUCCUUUUUUUUAUGCUUGAGAUUAAAUAAAAAUUGUUUUCCAUCUUUUCUCCCUGCUUUCGAGUGUUUACAGAUUAGGAUUUGAGGUUCGUGUGUGUGAAUCUAAACGUGUGCUGAUCUGCUUUACGGUUUGUUUUUUCUGGAACGUAACGGCUGAUGUACUCUGACCAGGUAGUUUAUUAUCUUAAAGAUCUUAGCUGCAGACGGCUCAAUCUGUUCAGACUAAAGAUGGACUGAAGGAAUAAAAGACUAGCGUUAUCUUGUAGUGAAACAUGAUGCACCAUUUUAUCAGGUUUUUUUGUUUUUUUUUUCAAUGAAUUGUUUCAAUAUUUAAAAUCUGUGCUCUACCUGUCCAAUAUUUAGUUGUUCAGAGGGGAUCAUGUGUUUUCUGUAAAGUUUCCCUUGUAGCUCUGAGUUAAGUGAAAGGCMGACUCRACAGCGAUGUAUUCUACAUUUACUUUAGAGCUUCAGUAGCAAACUGCUGAUGUGCCAUACUGUUGAAUCAUACCUUCGAUGUUCUGUUUUUGGUUGAUUUGAACAAAUAGUCCACGUUGUUAGAAUCUCUGGUCUAUUUAUCGUUUUCUGAAUUUUUAUACAAGUUCCUCUGACAUCAAGCACUCCUGCAUCUCCGUCAAACUUACCUAGUUCAAUAAGUUAUUUAGCUCAAGCUUUCACUGAUUAGAGCAAUGUCUUUCAUUUUGAACCAGUCAGUUUAUCAAGACACCGUGUCACAUUUGGGAAAAUAAUUCAAAAUAAAACAAACGUUGAAAUUUU
Molecule: messenger RNA, 1668 nt
Organism: Poecilia reticulata (guppy)
Lineage: Eukaryota; Metazoa; Chordata; Actinopteri; Cyprinodontiformes; Poeciliidae
Gene: cnih1
Product: cornichon family member 1
Biological process (GO): vesicle-mediated transport
Source: RefSeq, a predicted model, not a curated record